AUGCUUGUGCGUAGAAGGUUUCCACUACUACAAAGAGUGAUUAAGAGUUCUGAGGUCAGAAGGUCGCUAGCAACGUCUCAGAAUUUGGACCAACUGUUUCCUACUACAUACGAUAAUAUUAACGAUAAAGAUGCUAAUAAAUACAAUAAUCAGAUUCCUCCAUACGCUAAACUUAUUAGGAAUCUUUUUGCAUUGAAGAAAUUCGCCAAUGACAAGCCGUUAACUUUAACAGAAAAGAUCUUGUAUACACAUUUGACUGAUAUCAAAGAGACAAUUGGCACCAUUAGCAGUUAUAAUAGUAUUUAUGACAUCAGAGGUGAUGAAUAUUUGAAAUUAUCUCCAGAUAGGGUUGCCAUGCAAGAUGCCUCAGCUCAAAUGGCCCUUUUACAAUUUAUUAAUACUGGUUUGCAGCAGAUUGCUGUGCCGGCUUCGAUUCAUUGUGACCAUCUUAUUGUAGGGAAGAAUGGUGAAGAAAAGGAUUUAGCUAGAUCAAUUGCUACAAAUAAGGAAAUUUUCGAUUUCUUACACAAUUGUGCAACCAAGUAUGGUAUCCAGUUCUGGGGACCUGGCUCAGGUAUCAUCCAUCAAAUCAUCUUGGAAAAUUUCAGUGCUCCCGGUUUGUUGAUGCUGGGUACUGACUCUCAUACACCAAAUGCUGGUGGUUUGGGUGCCAUUGCAAUCGGCGUAGGUGGUGCCGAUGCUGUGGAUGCAUUGACUGCUACUCCAUGGGAGUUGAAAACUCCAAAGGUCAUGGGUGUUAAAUUGACUGGUCAACUAAAUGGUUGGUCUUCGCCAAAAGAUGUCAUUACGAAAUUGGCUGGGUUGCUAACGGUAAGGGGUGGCACAGGGUUUAUCAUUGAGUAUUUCGGAGAAGGUAUUAAUCACCUGUCUUGUACAGGGAUGGCAACGAUCUGUAAUAUGGGGGCGGAAGUAGGUGCUACAACAUCACUUUUCCCUUAUAUGGAUGCCCACAAACGUUAUUUAAAUGCCACAGGUAGACAUUUUGUGACAAAAUAUGCAGAUGUUGCAUUGAAUCAAUUCAAUUUAUUGCGUGCUGAUGAAGGAUGUCAUUAUGAUAAAGUUAUUGAAAUAGAUUUAUCUGCUUUAGAACCAAGUGUCAAUGGUCCUUUCACCCCGGAUCUUUCGACUCCAAUAUCUGAAUACGGUAAGAUUUCCAAGAAAAAUAACUGGCCUCAGGAUAUUUCUGCAGGUUUGAUCGGUUCUUGCACAAAUUCUUCUUAUGAAGAUAUGAGUCGUGCUGUUAAUCUAGUCAAGCAAGCUAGCAAAGCAGGCUUAAAGCCAAAGAUUCCCUUUUUUGUUACACCAGGUUCAGAACAAAUUCGUGCCACCUUAGAUAGAGACGAUAUAAUUAAGACUUUUGCCGAAAAUGGAGCAACAGUUCUAUCAAAUGCAUGUGGUCAGUGUAUUGGCCAAUGGGACAGAGAAGAUGUACCAAAACAAACUCAGAAAGAAAAUUCAAUUUUUACUUCCUUUAACAGAAACUUUAGAGCUAGAAAUGAUGGUAAUAAAAAUACAAUGAAUUUCUUAACAUCUCCAGAAGUGGUAACCGCUAUGAUUUAUUCGGGUGAUGCUCAAUUCAAUCCAAUAACCGAUUCUAUUCCUCUGCCAAAUGGUGGUUCAUUCAAAUUCUCACCACCAAAUGCUGAAGAACUUCCUGCAAACGGAUUCAAGCAUGGUAGAAAUGAACUCUAUCCGACUGAAGGUGUUCCAACAGCAAAUCCAGAUGUAGAAAUUAAUGUCUCACAGGAAUCUAAUCGUUUGCAAUUACUGACACCAUUUGAUCGAUGGGAUGGAAAGGAAUUGAAAACUACCAUUUUACUGAAAGUAGAAGGGAAAUGUACAACUGAUCACAUAUCUGCAGCAGGGGUGUGGCUAAAAUACAAAGGUCAUUUAGAAAAUAUAUCCUAUAACACUUUAAUUGGUGCACAAAAUAAAGAAACUGGAGAGGUAAAUAAAGCGUAUGACUUGGAUGGAACUGGCUACGACAUCCCUGCAUUGAUGAUGAAAUGGAAAGAUGAAAAUAGACCGUGGAAUGUUGUUGCAGAACACAACUACGGUGAAGGUUCAGCAAGAGAGCAUGCGGCAUUGUCGCCAAGGUAUUUAGGUGGUAAGAUGUUAUUGGUUAAAUCAUUUGCAAGAAUACAUGAAACUAAUUUGAAGAAACAAGGUAUAUUGCCUCUUACUUUUAUGCAUGAGGAUGACUACGAUAAAUUAAGCUCAGGUGAUAUUCUGGAAACAAUAGGUUUAGCAGACAUGAUCAAUAAGGGAGGUGAUAAUGGUGGUACCUUGGAUGUAAAGGUAACAAAGAAAAAUGGUAACUCUUUUAUUAUCAAAACGAAGCACACUAUGUCUAAGGAUCAAGUCGGAUUUUUCAAGGCAGGUUCAGCAAUCAAUUUUAUUGGUACUGUAUUUAAUUGA
Molecule: messenger RNA, 2439 nt
Organism: Tetrapisispora phaffii CBS 4417
Lineage: Eukaryota; Fungi; Ascomycota; Saccharomycetes; Saccharomycetales; Saccharomycetaceae
Gene: ACO2
Product: aconitate hydratase ACO2
Exons: 1
Coding region: 1-2439 (812 amino acids)
Biological process (GO): tricarboxylic acid cycle
Cellular component (GO): mitochondrion; cytosol
Molecular function (GO): aconitate hydratase activity; 4 iron, 4 sulfur cluster binding
Source: RefSeq, a predicted model, not a curated record